GAUGGCGGUCGACUAAGGAUGACCGAAAGUUCUACCAAGAGUUAACUAAGAAAGAUGCAGGUUUCACAACCUAAUAAUGUUAAAAUUUAUAACUUGUCAGCAGGAAAAUCUUUGCCAGAGUGGCUUUCCGAAAGAAAGAAGCGAACCUUGCAGAAGAAUGAUAUUAACAUUAGAAGAAGAAUUGAACUUCUCCAGGAUUUUGAGAUGCCAAUUGCUUCUACAAAUGUGUGUGUUUCUGCAGACAAACAGUACAUAAUGGCUUCUGGGGUUUACAAACCUCGAAUUCGCUGUUAUGAUACAUCAGAACUCUGUAUGAAAUUUGAAAGAUGUCUGGAUUCUGAAAUUGUGAAGUUCUGUAUAUUGUCUGAAGAUUAUUCUAAGAUGGUGUUCUUAACCUGUGAUCGCCAUGUGGAGUUUCAUGCACAGUAUGGACGUUAUUAUCGCACCAGGAUUCCCAAGUUUGGACGUGACCUUGUUUACCAUUAUCCAUCUUGUGAUCUUUAUCUCGUAGGAGCAAGCUCUGAAGUAUACCGACUGAAUCUUGAACAGGGAAGAUUUUUAACUUCUAUUCAGACCAAUGCUGUUGAGAUAAACACCUGUGACAUAAACCCCGUGCAUCAACUUUUUGCUGCUGGAACAGCUGAGGGACAUGUGGAAUGCUGGGAUCCCAGGUCUUGCAGUCGUGUUGGUUUGCUGGACAUUGGACUUGGUGGAUUUGAUUACCAAAGUUCAGACAAAGUCCCAGCUGUCACAACACUGCUGUUCAAAGAUGGAUUGACAAUGGCUCUUGGGACAAGUACUGGGCAUGUUUUGUUGUAUGAUCUUCGGUCCACCAAACCUUUGUUGGUGAAAGAUCACCGAUAUGGCCUACCCAUCAACAGCAUUGCCUUCCAAGAUAAACUAGAUGUUGUGUUGUCUGCUGAUUUAAAGAUCCUCAAAAUCUGGGACAGAGAAACAGGAAAGCCCUUUACCUCCAUCGAACCACCCACAGACAUAAAUGAUUUAUGCUCCUAUCCAGACUCAGGUUUAGUUUUCAUGGCAACUGAAUCCCCCAAAAUGCUUGUUUACUAUAUCCCGGCUCUCGGCCCAGCUCCCAGGUGGUGCUCGUUCCUGGACAACUUGACUGAAGAGUUGGAAGAGGACCAACAGCCAACAGUGUAUGAUGAUUACAAGUUUGUCACUAAGCAAGAAUUGGAAAGUUUAGGUUUAACGCAUUUGAUGGGAACGAAUCUGUUGCGUGCUUACAUGCAUGGGUACUUCAUAGACAUUCGACUUUAUCACAAGGCCAAGUCUUUGGCAGAGCCGUUUGCGUUUGAAGAAUAUCGUAAGAAACGAAUCCAGGACAAAAUUGAAGAAGAGCGCGCCAACAGAGUCAAGCUGAAGAAACUACCCAAAGUGAACAGAAAUUUAGCUGAGAAGCUGAUGGACGAGAAAAAAGAUAAGAGAAAAGAAGCAGUUGAAAAUUCGGAAGUGAGUAAUCCGCUGGGUGAUGACAGGUUUUCAGCCAUGUUCUCCAACCCAGAUUUCCAAGUGGACGAAGAAAGCCAGGAAUUUAAACUUCUCUAUCCUGUUGUGUCCAAACACGACCGAGAAAGACAGAAAAAACAGAGAGAAAAACAAGCGUUACUGGAGCAAUUUGAUGAAAUUGAGGAGCCAGAAGGUCGAGCGAGUGAGGAGGAGUCAAGCAGCUCAGAGGACGAGCGGGAAUGGCGACUAGAACAGAAGAAGCAACGAAGAGAGGCUAAGAUGAAUGAAGAGAAACAUAUCGCUAACAAACCCAAGUUUUACGAGCUGAAAUCUGGAGGAAAUUUUAGGAGCAUGAAGUCUGGCAAAUCGGCAUCGACUUUGAGAGAUAAGAAGAUAUCCCUCGGAGAACGUCUCCUUCAUGAACAAAAUUCUGGUGUAAUCAGAUCAACUGGCUCCUCUUUGGGAGAAAAAGAAAUCACGUUCCAAGUUAAAAAGAGCAACAAAGAGAAACAAAGAAAUGAGGAAAUUCGUGCUCAUGUUAAAGAAAGGAAAAGGCUUCGCCGAUCAGCCACGAGUGUUCUGGGGAAGGAAAAACGCGGGCCGGUGUUUUGGAGAGGAAAAAGAGUUAGAUGACAAAACACAAAAUGCAGUUGAGGGAGACGGCAUGAAAAUGGGAUUCUGUUUGGAGAUCAGAGGGGCAGCAAGAACAUCUGUUCGGGAUAGGACUGCCGACAGUAUACUGGUGAAUAGAAACGAGGGUUUCCCAAAUGAAACGGGUUCAAGCCUGCCUAGUUCCAAGGCUUUUCCUUUAGCCUGUCAUCAGCAUGAAGUCUGGGAAGGAAUGUUAGGUGACGUCACAGUUUAAUGUAGAGGCCAGGUUCGACGGAGGUGUGAACGCUUAGCAACAAAGCUGAACAAGUUAGUCCCAGCGCUGGUUUAAUUAAUAGACUAAUUGAUAGGAUACUACUAUAGAGGGCUGGUCUUAAAUUCCAACUGCAGAUUCCAAGUACUCUCUCUUAAGGAGUUCUUGGCGCUUUUCAUGACAGGUUUUAACCGCGAUAUAUCUGAUGUAUCAAAGUUGUGUUCGUUGUUUCUUGCGUAUUUAAAAGGAGGUGCUGUCACUAUGGAAAGGAGAAAGCGAGGAUGGUGACAACUGAACGUUAAUCUGACGAACUGUUUAUAAAAAAUCGUACACUUUUGAAUUUGAUGUAACGUUUGAUGUGGAGUGUUGGUCGCAAACAUUCUGCCGCGCGUUUUCCUAGACAGUUUAAUAAGAUGAUGGCCAAGACCUAGAGAAGCCCAAGCGAGCAGUUGCAAGUUCUAAUGUGUCAUUACACUUUUUUUUUUAUUUGCUGAUAAAUUUUGAUUACUUUUUACACGUAGCAAACUAUAUUUUAUGUUAUUUCAUCGCGGUGAACGAUUAAAUUUAACAAUCAUUCCACUCGCACUUGUGGGAUAUGAGAUGAUAGAUAGCCAACGAGGCCCGCUAAAGGGUGAGACCAAAAUGAUUCUUACAAGGAAAACGAUAAACGUGAGAGCUUUAAUGAGCUAAUAAAUCAGUGCAACAUUA
Molecule: messenger RNA, 3037 nt
Organism: Stylophora pistillata
Lineage: Eukaryota; Metazoa; Cnidaria; Anthozoa; Scleractinia; Pocilloporidae
Product: nucleolar protein 10
Biological process (GO): maturation of SSU-rRNA from tricistronic rRNA transcript (SSU-rRNA, 5.8S rRNA, LSU-rRNA)
Cellular component (GO): 90S preribosome; small-subunit processome; nucleus
Molecular function (GO): protein binding
Source: RefSeq, a predicted model, not a curated record